Messenger RNA from Caenorhabditis elegans, 762 nucleotides. It is a transcript of the gene C07G1.6, whose product is annotated as Histone deacetylase HDT1. NCBI's taxonomy places the organism in Eukaryota, Metazoa, Nematoda, Chromadorea, Rhabditida, Rhabditidae. The record is from RefSeq and is marked reviewed. The coding region runs from base 54 to 692 and encodes 212 amino acids. The transcript is spliced from 5 exons.
AAUGUAUUUCUAAUUACAACCAAUAUUACAUUGGGAUCACGUGGCAUCGUCAGAUGAUUCAUUUUGAUGAGCGUCGAUAUCACCCUUCUACACGAUGGCCGGCAGACGAGGAGCCAAUGUGGCGGAAGGGCUGGUCCUCCUCAUCUGCGAAACCGAAGAAGGGGAAUCGAAAGAAGGAUUCGUCGGGUGUAAAGUCGUCGGUUGCAGUGGUCCCAAAGACGAUUCGGAUUGAUGUGAUUCCACAGUAUAAAUCGGGUCCCUAUAAAAAUAUUUAUUGGAUGCACCCAAACAUGGCAAUAACUCGCGAAUCAAAAAAUGGAGAAGAAUUUGUUGGUGAGGUCACAUUCUACGAAGGUGUCAAUAUGAAUGUUGUUGUUAAUUUCUUUACGGGACUCGAUCAUUACGAAUAUGCUAAACUCCGAUUCGCCCAUACUGCUCACACGCCACCUCUAAUCCGAGCAUCUUCUACAUCUGCGUCUGCAUCAGCCUCCACCUCUACCUCUUCAUCAAGGCCGAAGAAGCAUUAUUUGGAAAAGAAUAUGGAGCACUUAUUAAAGAAACUUGACAUUCUUGCAUUCAAACAGACGAUUAUCGAAUCGAGAAGCCCUACAUCUGACAGUAUUCACCAUCAAGAUUUUGUUUCAAACACUGAUACCGCCGAAUAUGAUGAUGAUGAUACAAAAUUCUUCUAGUAAUUAACUAUGCCUAUUGAAUAUAGUAUUUGAAUCCUGUGCCACAAAUAAAUACACUAUUUUGUCUAUU